CAAACGUCAGUGUCAUUGCAUUGCGGGCAGUCGUCUUCGUCCGGCAGAAUGUGAUGUUUGCAAAUAGACCUUUUUUCACAGUACGCCCAAACCCAUUGUUUUGUGAUUUAUAGGAAAAAGAAUACAAGAAAAAAACAACGAGUUCGUAUCCUGCCAUUUUCGUAAUGUAGCGAGUCGGAGAAUAUUGUGGGAAUAUUUAGUGUUUAGAAAUAAGCCAACGCCUGAAGAUGGGAUUAGCAUUUGCCAAGGGGACGGACAGCGAUGUCGCCGAUGCACCGGAAUCAACAGUUUCCACAGCUAAAUUGCACGGCAGGCAAGCAAGCAUUAGGCAAAGUACCAUUAAGGCUAAAUCUAAACAAGCUAUGCCUGACCCCGGUGAGCUGGAGAGGAGAUUUACCAAAGUUUUGGCUUCUAUGGAUCUUCCCCCAGAUAAGGCGAAAUUACUAAAAAGCUAUGAUUCCGAAAAAAAAUGGGACAUUAUCUGUGAUCAGGAGAUGGUGCAAGCAAAGGACCCUCCUUCUUAUUAUUUAAACAAGUUAAACACUUAUCUGGAUCCAAAAGCUUCUAGAAGCCACAGGAAAAGAAAAAUGGUAGGCGAGUCAACAUCCACUCAAGUCCUAAGAGAUUUAGAAAUAUCUUUACGAACGAAUCAUAUAGAGUGGGUAAGGGAGUUUCUAAACGAAGAAAACAAUGGGUUGGACGUGCUGAUUGAUUAUUUGAGUUUUCGUUUGGGCAUGAUGAGGCUAGAACAGAGAAUAGCGGAGUCUCGAUCUUCGUCCGAAGAAAAACUUAACCCUAACGCGCACAGCACGUUGGGUUCGACUACUUUCGAAAAAACUUUGGAUAAGACUUUUGAUAGGUCAAAUGGUUACAUUAGAAUGCCUUUAGAUAUAACCGACAGCCCAGGUUUAAAAAGAAGAUCCAAACACGUUGCUAAACUAAAUAUGGGGGAGUCAAAGGAUGACAUACAUGUUUGUAUAAUGUGUAUGAGAGCAAUAAUGAAUAAUAAAUAUGGAUUUAAUAUGGUGAUACAACACAGAGAAGCAAUAAAUUGCAUAUCACUUAGUCUAAUGCACAAAAGUCUGAGGACGAAAGCUUUAGUUUUAGAGUUACUGGCAGCGAUUUGCCUUGUUAAAGGCGGACACGAAAUAAUAUUAUCUGCUUUUGACAAUUUUAAAGAGGUGUGUCACGAAACUCACCGGUUUCAGACCCUCAUGGACUAUUUCUUAAAUUACGAUAUGUUCCAUAUAGAGUUUAUGGUGGCUUGUAUGCAAUUCGUCAACAUAAUAGUCCACUCAGUAGAGGAUAUGAACUUCCGGGUUCACUUGCAAUACGAAUUUACCGCCUUAGGAUUAGAUAAUUAUUUAGAAAAAUUAAAAUUUACGGAAAGUGAGGAACUACAUGUACAAAUAUCAGCGUAUUUGGAUAAUGUGUUCGAUGUGGCUGCUUUGAUGGAGGAUAGUGAAACUAAGACGGCAGCUUUGGAAAAGGUCGCCGAGUUAGAAGACGAAGUAGCUCAGAUGCACGAGCGAAUUCAUGACAUAGAGCACACAGCUUUAGAGAAAAUUGCCAAUCUAGAAACAGAAUUAAUACAAAUUAGGCAAGAAAAAGAGGAUCUAAUAGAAUGUAAAAAACGCGCCGAUGAAGAAGUGACUACGUUGAGGCGAGUGGUGCAACAUCACGAGCAAGAAUCGAAAAAUAGGCAGUCUAUAUUUGAAAAUAAAAUCGCAGAGUUGGAGAAUAAAAAUCAGUCGACGAGCAACUCUCCAACGUCAGAACAGUUGCCCCCGCCACCUUUAGCAACAGUAGCCCCACCGCCGCCUCCUUGUCCGCCAGCGGCGCCUGCAGCUCCACCGCCGCCUCCAUGUCCGCCCCCACCGCCCAAGCCGCCCUCGAUGCCUGGAAUGCCGAUGCCGCCCAUUCCACCGCCCCCAGCCGGAUUUAUGCAGGCCCCAGAGGGUGCCAUGACCAUCAAGAGGAAAGUUCAAACAAAGUACAAAUUACCUACAGUAAACUGGAUAGCUUUAAAACCGAACCAAGUGAGGGGCACGAUCUUCAACGAGCUGGACGACGACAGGUUACACAACUGUAUCGAUUUCAGCGAGUUCGAGGAAAAAUUCAAAAUUGGCAACGCGGGCUUUUUGGCGAACGGCCAUUGCGAACCUGAUGGUCUUCAAUCGAUGCCUAGUAAAAGAUUUAAAAAACCGGAAAAUAUCACACUUUUGGAACAUCCGAGACUUAGAAAUAUCGCAAUUUCGAGGCGGAAACUUGGCAUGACCGCCGAGAAAGUGGUGAACGGAAUAAACAUGUUGGAUCUGAAGCAAAUCUCUUUAGAAAAUGUCGAAUUACUGCAACGGAUGGUGCCCACCGAGCAAGAAACUAAAUCUUAUAGGGAGUAUAUAGUUCAAAAGCAGAACAUUCACGUUUUAACUGAAGAGGAUCAGUUCUUGUUGCAGCUAACGAAAAUCGAUAGGAUAUCUGCUAAGCUGGCCAUUAUGAGUUAUAUUGGUAACUUUUUUGAUAAUGUGCAUCUGAUACAACCGCAAGUGCAUGCCAUCAUAUCUGCGUCGAAUUCAGUGAAGACGUCUCGCAAGUUAAGAUCUGUUUUGGAAAUUAUUUUAGCAUUUGGGAACUACCUGAAUAGUGCGAAACGAGGUCCUGCGUACGGUUUCAAACUCCAAUCCCUAGAUUCCUUACUAGAUACAAAAUCAACCGACAAAAGACUAUGCUUAUUGCAUUACAUUGUUGCAACGGUGCGCCAAAAGUUCCCGGAUCUCUUAAACUUUGAUUCGGAAUUGCACUAUGUCGAAAAAGCUGCUGCCGUAUCACUCGAAAACAUUUCUGCGGACUUGCACGAACUAGAAAAGGGAAUGGAAGCGGUAAGAAAAGAAGCGGAAAUUAAGGCGAGGGGCAGUCACAGUUUAGUUCUGAGGGACUUCUUGGCUAACGCUGAAGAAAAGCUUCGUAGGUUGAAGAGUGAUGCUAAAAUGGCCCAAGAGGCUUUUAGCGAAUGUGUCGAAUUUUUCGCGGAAUCUUCAAGAACCACCGAUGCUAACACCUUCUUUUCGCUCCUAGUUAGAUUUGCAAAAGCCUUCAAAAAUGCGGAUCAAGAAAACGAGCAAAGAAGAAAGUUCGAGUUAGCCCAAAACGCACAAAACAAAUCGAGCGAAGAAAUCUCAAAGAAAAAUAAAGUAAACCAGAAAAAGCAACAGGAGGCGGUCAUAAACGAGCUGAAAACCAAAACGAGGUUGGUGCAAGAGAAAAAGCUGCUCCACCAAGACGAGGUUUAUAACGGGGCCCUGGAGGACAUCCUUUUGGGCCUGAAAAGCGAGCCCUACAGGAGGGCCGAUGCCGUCCGUAGGAGUCAGAGGAGGAAAAUCGACAAUAAUCGAUUAUCGAAGACGAUGGACGAGUUCGAAAUUUAAACUUUAAGUUUUGUUUUUUGGUUUGGCAGGGUUAGGACGGAUUGGUGACACCUAUAAAUAGGUCUGUUUUAACUUUGUUUUGACAGGUUGAGUCAACGAAGUCGUUUAUUACCCUUGGUGCUACAAAGGUACAUUUCUUUAUUCUCUGAAACUAUUAGUUUCGCCUGUUAAAUAUAUAAGAAAAGAGACGCACAAUAAUAAGCUCAAAAAUGUCUUUAAAUACGCGACGGUUCUAUUUGAAAAAAUGUACUUGCUUGUUUUUUAAAUGGAUUUUAAAACUAAAGAAUAUCCAAUUAUAUAAUAGUCCAGGACAAAAUAUUGACAAAUAUUACACUAGUAGACAGCCAUUAUGGCGCAAGUGUCUGGAUAUGUUUCCUUUAGUAAUUUGGAUGUGCUGAAUCUGAAAAUCAUGUUCUUUUUGUGCCGUCAGGUCAAGUUUUCAAGAUAUUACGAAAAAUUUAGUUUUUUGCACAAUAUAAACAUUUAGCAUUUUUUUCGACAAUAUUUUUGCAAAUUUUGAAAUUAACAACACAUCGAAUCGAGUCUCUACAGAGCCAGUAAACAACAAAAAAAAAUCCAUACUUUCAUCAGCCACUGUAUUAGUUUCAGCCAACAUAGUCGUUUUUUAAAAAAAUAAAUGCUUAUACUAAAUGUAUCCUCUAUUUUCUACAUAAAAGUUGCAGCACUUGAAGAAAAACGUGUGUAGAUAACCAAAAACAAUAAUUUAGCCGCAAGCGCGUAUUACCAACAACUAAUAAACGUGCCACGAAACGAAUUCUGGUCGGCAACUACUUUUUUUUAAAUAUUAUCACGAAAUAGUCUUAAAAAUAUACUAGGGCUUUUUGCAAGUAUCUAUAUAUCAGUAACAAUUAAAAGUACUGAUUGGACACAAUAAUAGCUCAUACGCUUAAUUCCAGAACUAGUUAUGUUGGUACAGAGAGGAGAUAUGUGGAAAAAUACACAAUAAGCUAUUGAUCUACAAAAUUUCAUUAAAAUUCGAUUUAUAUUGUGUUUGAAUUUCACAGAUUGAUGGAAAUCACUCGAAAAACCAUAUUUUAUUUUCGCAAUAUCUUGAAGACAAGACCUGGUCAGAAUAAAUGAAUGCCAUUUUCGGAAUCAGCGAGCCCAAAAUACCCUCAAAAAUAUGUUCAGAACUUUGCGCCAAACAGAUUUUUUUUUCGUAUACCAGUGUUAUCUUUAGGGUGGUAAACUACCGCGCCUUUGUUGGCUCACCCUGUUCAUUAGUUGGAAACAGUUAAAUGCAAUACAUUUAAAUAAAAAUCUCUUAGAUAUCUUUUGUGCCUUGGUAUAAUAACAUUAUACAAGGAUAUUAUAUGUAAACAUUUGAGACUGAAGCUGCUCUUCUACCCGCACCCUGUAUGUUAUUUAUGGAUUACUUAGUUUUUUACUUAAAGUUAUUCAAUAAAAUUUAAAAAAAAAUGCUCGAAAAUGCAUAUAAACUGUAUAUUACCAUGUUUUUAGUCUUUAAAAAUAUAUUUUUAAGUAAGAACUCGAUUAUUAUCGAAUUUAAAUAAGCUUUAAAUUUAUAAAAGACUCAGUGCCUUCAUUUGUGAACUGAAAUAUUUGGAAAAUUUUGUACUGUUGUGUAUUUUUUAUAUAAAUUGUUUUUGACGUAAUUUAUCGCACAAUGAGUUUAUGAUACAUAACUAUUGAGAUAUUGGGAUAUCUCCAAUUAGGGCGGUCCGAUAAGUACUUAAACUACAAAAGAGAAACGAUAAUUUAGGAAAAUGUGCGAUGCAUUUCUCAAAAUUUCACAGUCACCUUUCCGACUUAUAGGACGUUUUUUUCCAUGUUCUGAGCAGGUUCCCGGUGAAGUCCACUGUUUUGACUGUUUCUUGAUCUAUGGUAUGUACCACUGGAUCAAUGUUUUGUCGACGGUCAUAAAAAUCGCAGACUCUUUCAAUUUACAUUUAAAAAUCAUCACUCUGAAGUGGUUUGGUGCGCUUGUUGUCCAGAGUGAGCAACGCUGUACUAUCUCGCCAAUAGCCUUUGGCUUCCUACUGUCUCAGGUAUGUAGCGCAAAUUCAAUCGGCGGUGUGUCGAUUUUAUUGUAGAUUUUUGAAAGAGUACAGCAUUCAGGUGCUCUUUGAUUUCGCUGUGCGAUUUCCCUUGCAAAGACAAGAAUUGAAUCACAUACCAGUAUUGCUCUUUUUCCAUUUUUCUUAUAUCCGCGAAUACGUCCGCUCCCACAUAUAGGAUUCACAAGUUUAUAUCGGAUCAACCUCGUAGGUUGCAAGCAAAUGAUAAAAACGAAGAUUUGAUGAGAUCACUUACUUUAUUCGAGGAAAUCGUUAAUAAAAUAACCAUUUUAACCUUUCCCAUAAUUUGUUAAUCAUGAUUUGUUUAAACCUUGAUUUUUGUCAUUUCCCUGCGGCAUAUAAGUAAUAAGUUUUACUUUCUGUUCACUAUGGCUAAUUCAAAUAAAAACCCUUGAUGUUAAAAUAUUGUUGACGUAUGUAAUUAUUUUAAUCUUUCCCGGAAAACUAAUGAUUUUUGAGCCAUUAGCUUGCAAUCCAGAAACUAGUACAAAUUCAUUUUACACUCCAUGACAAAAAAAAUCUAAACUAAAUCAAUAGUAAUGUAUCAAUAACGAUAAAUAAAUCAUUGAAGACUUUAAGGCAAUAGUGUAUAAACCAUAAUAAAUAUACUGUAAUAUUUGUGAUUUCUAUAUAUAGUGGAUAAGGUAUAUUAUGUAUUUUGCUACGCAUUUUGUACAAACUGUAUAUAUAAAUUAUAUCACUUAUUAAUAAGAUUUAUUUAGUGGUCCUCGAUUAGUUGUAAAUCCCCAUAAUUUCGUUCGGAAAUUUAAAAGCAUUAUUUGUUAUGUAUGCUAAACAAUCAUAUCCGUUAAUUUUUGUAAUAGUAUGUUAUGUAGUACGCACAGAUAUUUUUAAAGAUAUAUAUUACAUUCCCUAGCGGUAGCAACAUGAUAACAUCUAUUCGAAAUUUGUCAAUUAAGUUUUUUAAGUUU
Molecule: messenger RNA, 6417 nt
Organism: Anthonomus grandis grandis
Lineage: Eukaryota; Metazoa; Arthropoda; Insecta; Coleoptera; Curculionidae
Product: formin-like protein
Exons: 20
Coding region: 228-3425 (1065 amino acids)
Biological process (GO): regulation of cell shape; cortical actin cytoskeleton organization; cell migration
Cellular component (GO): cytosol
Molecular function (GO): small GTPase binding; actin filament binding
Source: RefSeq, a predicted model, not a curated record